AUGAAAGCUUUACUAAAUCCCGAACCUAUUCUCUCCCAAACCAGUUCAAUUUUCCCCAACAAAACCCCAAACCCCACUCGUUUUCAUCCUCAUCCAUUCCCCAACCUCUUUCUCCAAGAUCGCAACCGUCGUAUUCUGCAUAGAAAGCUUUCUUUGACGGUGAAAGCUCUUUUGGAUUCGACCACCGUUGAGCAAUUCGGAGUUCCGGAGUUCGAUGUUCGGAAUCCGUCGUUGUCCUCUUCGUAUCGGAGUUCGACCUUGACUAAGCCUAACCAAACAGUGCUGGAGGCUCAAACUAGGGUUUGUACCGGUCCAACUCAAACUCGACCACUUGAUGAUGAACAAGCCUUCAAGGUGUUUGAUACAAUUCUUAGAUCAGCUAGGGGAGAGAUUAAGGAUGAAGAAGAAGUUUCCAAAGCACAAAUGGGGGCAUUCUUUGCAGCAAUGACAAUUCGUGCAAAUGCCUUUCCUGAGGCAACACAAUGGAGUGAAGGGGAGAUUCGUGCAAUGAAGACGUUUUGGCCACUUCUAGUUAGAGUUCUUCCACCCGAUGUGGUAUUCCUGGCUGAUCCUGAAGGAUUGAUGAUGGGGUUGGGAAGUUCAAUUGGACCACAGUUUGUUGGCAAUGGUACUACUGAAAUGAGAUUGGUCGGUGCUCUUAGAGAGGUGUUGGCAGGUGGCCAUCUUGGAUUCGAGGAAGUCCAAGGUGUGUUGAAGGAAGUUCUUCCUUUCCAAGAAGGGGGCGAAAAGACUCACGGAGCAAGUGAGGCUUUGCUUGCGGCGUUUUUGAUUGGUCAACGCAUGAAUCGGGAAACUGAUCGUGAGUUAAAAGCAUAUUGCCUCGCAUUUGAUGAGGAAAUUGGUCCCCCUCCUGUGGCUGAUGUCAAAUCGUUGACUCAUUAUGGUGAGCCUUAUGAUGGAAAUACACGCUUCUUCAGGAGUACAUUAUUUGUUGCUGCUGUUAGAUCUUGUUAUGGGGAAUCCUGCUUGCUUCAUGGUGUAGAUUGGAUGCCUCCUAAGGGAGGUAUAACUGAAGAGCAGAUGUUGAAGUUUAUGGGGGCGAAUAUAAGCUUAUCCCCAUUCAACGCCAAGAAACUUCUCGAGGAUGAUGAAGUUGGUUUUGCUUAUGUAAGUCAGCAUGAAGCUCGCCCGUCUCUAUACUCUUUAAUUGGUAUAAGGGAGCACAUAAAGAAGCGCCCUCCACUUGCAACAACUGAAAAGGUUCAGCAAUAUGUAAAGGCAAGUGGUAAGGAAGCUAUUGUUACUGGAUUUUAUCAUGGAGGUUACGAAGAGUCACUGUUAAUGCUCAUGAAAAGAAGGGGUGUGCAUUCUGGUUUGGUAGUGAAGGGAGAGGAAGGAGCACUCUCAAUGACUACGAGAUUGCGAUCAGUUAGCACGACAAAGGGACUUCCAGUGAAUUACUGUUCAGGGUUCCGUUCAGUUGACAUUUCAUCCACAUCAGAACCUGGUGGAGUUACUCGUCAAGGAUUUAGUCUUGAAGUCAAUGCCAAGGACUAUGGUUUCGAACCCACAGACACACCAAGAACUGAUAGAUCCGUCUCAAGGAACCUUGAAUUGGGUUUAUCAGCUCUCAGCGGCGAAAAAGGACCAGCAUAUGAUCGAAUUGUCUUGAAUGCUGGAAUGGUGGAUCACUUGCUUGGUGCUGAAGGCGCAGAAGAUAUAUCUGCUGCCCUGGAUAGAGCCAGAGAGGCCAUUGACAGUGGUAGUGCACUGAAACGGCUCCUAAACUAUAUCAAGCUCUCCCACAAAGUUACUUGA
This is a messenger RNA of Lathyrus sativus (Indian pea), 1779 nucleotides long. NCBI's taxonomy places the organism in Eukaryota, Viridiplantae, Streptophyta, Magnoliopsida, Fabales, Fabaceae. The record is from the annotation of a GenBank genome assembly.